ACAGCUCAAACUGAUCCAAAGAUCAAAGAUUCUUAAAGCCACUUGAAACUAAAAAUGGCUCCACAAAAAUUCAUCAGAAAUGACAUGACAAGUUUACCUCGGCUCGUAGAAGAGUAUCUCUCUAUGUUGAAGGAAACAUACGAGGGAACGGGAUUGCACCUAGCCACGCAACAAGGGAACGAGGUAUAUGCAAAGAAGAUAAUCGAGCUCUGCCCUUCCUUGGUCAGUUCCACCAACUCCAAAGGUGACACUCCUCUUCAUGUUGCUGCUCGUUUGGGAUACACAAGCAUCUUUAUUUGGAUGUUAGAAUCCACAAAAUUGCAUAACGCAUGCGAGCAAAAAACCCUACAUGAUCCAGAACUUGCAGAAAUAAUGAAUAAUGAUGGCUUUACACCAUUGCAUUGUGCGGCAAUGAAGGGUUCUGUUGAAAUCCUUAAGGAAUUUCUCAAUAGGGCUCCCUCUUCUUUCUACACAGUCACAUUAGAAAAGAGAGAAACUGUGUUUCAUAUAGCUGCGAGACACAAGAAGAACGAAGCCUUCAUCUUAAUGGCGAAGAGUGACAACUUAGGCCAACUUCUCUACCAGCUUGACGUAGACGGCAACACUGUGCUUCACGUUGCCGCCUCCGUAGGCUCUAUUUCGCUGGUAAACUAUAUAAUGGAGGAGACAAACGUAAAAGUCACCACCAAGAACAAGAAGGGUUUUGUAGCGGUUGACCUUCUCAACGAAGAGGAUGAAGAUUUCCUUCAGCUAUCUAAAGCUCUGAUGUGCAGUCAGGAAAUGUUAAUUGAACACUCUUCAAGUCCUAGAGAGAUGGGAAACAAACAAGCCGAUGACAUGAUGAAGAAGCUCCAGAAGGAGAUUCUAAGAGUUCAAAUUAGUGAUAAUCCAAACAAAAAAUUUGAGCUCCAGAAGGAGAUUCUAAGAGUUCAAAGUAGUUAUAAUCCAAACAAAAAAUUUGAGAUGCAAUUGGAGGCUUUGCAAAGCGCUAGGAAUACUCUCACCAUUGUAGCGGUCUUGAUUGCAUCUGUCACUUUCACAUGCGGUUUAAACCCACCUGGUGGGGUCUAUCAGGAAGGAUACUCCAUCGGGAAAUCAACCGCGGGGAAAACCAUAGCUUUCAUGAUCUUCUGGAUAAGCAAUAGCAUCGCAUUGUUUACUUCAGUGAGUAUGGUCAUUCUUCUCCUCAGCAUUAUACCGUACAGGGAGGACUCGCUUUUAAAGUUCUUGGUUAUAGCUCAUUGGAUGAUGUGGGUGGCUGUAGCAGCCAUGGGAAGUGCUUAUGUCUCCGCGGCAUUGGUAACUUUACCUCAUUUUGGUGAAACCAAUUGGUUAAUCUAUGCCACUGUUGCUAUUGCUAGCUUGACGCUAGGCGGUUUGUUUGUUUAUCUACGGUUUAAGCUGGCUACAUGCAUGUUUAGGAAGGUUAAGCUUUUUAAAUGCUUGUCUACUCUGCCAGUACGCAAGACUGGAUACGUAGACAUGGCAGCCAAUAUCGAAAAAGGCUAUUACAGUUACUGAUGAAUUCAUAUUUAAUAGGAAUCCAAGUUGUAUGUUUUUAAUAAGUGACUGAUGUUUAUAAUCUCCAAUGUUCAAAUUCGGAUGACAUAUGAAAUGUUGUGAGAAAAACAAAAAUGUUUUCACAUAAUGCAUGUUAUUUGACCCCAAAACUGAACACGCAAUAAUUUUGAGUUUUCAUGCAAGAUAUUAGAUUGAUAGUUGUACCUAAGGCCGUAGAACUAGGCCAUAAAAGUUUCCAUAGAUAGCAUAAACUGAAGCAUGCAAAACUUACAAAUGCAAGGAAGAAAAAGACGAGAAUUUGGAAAUUCAAAUUACUCCCUUUUCGCAUAAAAAAGAGAUUUUGGAUGGGGCGAAUAGAAUAACUGACCAAAAAUGGGUCGGUAUCGAUAUCAGGCAGGACAUUAGUCCUCAAAAGUAAAUUUUGAAGUUGAAGCUCCAAUGUCUUUGUUCACAGACAUUAUUUAGAGGUAAAGCUAUGUCAUUCUUGUAACCACCAAACCAAACAGCUCCUUCUCAUCUAUAAGUUAACAUAUGUGUGUUGCCUUUGCUUUGACUUGUCUCUCUCUCUCUCUCUCUCCAACUUCUCUCCUUCAUAAAGCCAAAUUCUAAAUUAAAAUCUACAAACCAAACCGAAGACCUAUACCGAAAUGUACCAUACAGAAACCUGACUAUCGGAUAAUCCAACAACCAUAUGUUGAACUACUUAACAACAUUCCGGUUUAUAAAAAUUAUGAGAUUCAUUUUCUUGAUUCAGCUACUUAACCGAGUGGUAUUUCUGAGUAAACCGGAAACCCCCCCCAAAUAAACCGUAUUCUUUCUACCUGUAACACACACACUAUCUCAUUUUCUUCACAUGGAACAUCAGGUGCCAUUAAUAACCUAAACACAAAGCAAGGUUAGGUAAAUGAAACAGACCCUUUUUAAUAAUCAUAACACAUACAUAACAAAUAUAAGAUCUAUUUUCCCUCUUCGGACAUCCAUCUCCUUUUAGACAAAACUAAGAAAUAGG
Molecule: messenger RNA, 2530 nt
Organism: Raphanus sativus (radish)
Lineage: Eukaryota; Viridiplantae; Streptophyta; Magnoliopsida; Brassicales; Brassicaceae
Product: ankyrin repeat-containing protein ITN1-like
Exons: 2
Coding region: 55-1521 (488 amino acids)
Cellular component (GO): plasma membrane
Molecular function (GO): protein phosphatase 1 binding; protein phosphatase regulator activity
Source: RefSeq, a predicted model, not a curated record